This is a messenger RNA of Girardinichthys multiradiatus, 4838 nucleotides long. It is a transcript of the gene smc6, whose product is annotated as Structural maintenance of chromosomes protein 6-like. The record is from RefSeq and is a predicted model, not a curated record. Bases 275 to 3643 code for a protein of 1122 amino acids. The transcript has 26 exons. Gene Ontology annotation, biological process: double-strand break repair via homologous recombination. Gene Ontology annotation, cellular component: Smc5-Smc6 complex; site of double-strand break; nucleus. Lineage: Eukaryota; Metazoa; Chordata; Actinopteri; Cyprinodontiformes; Goodeidae. Gene Ontology annotation, molecular function: damaged DNA binding; single-stranded DNA binding.
CCAGACGUUACUUUAUGGAUUCUGUCAAUUACCUUUAAUAACAGGAAGCCAACCACAACGUACCCAGCGGCUACUUUAAAAGACAGCCUUUGUUUAUUUUCGUUUAGCGGGCAGCGUUGAUUAGCCACACAAGCUACAUCUGCACCAUCGCUAAUUCAGUUCAGUGUUAUCUGACGUACACUCGUAGCUAGAAAUUCAAACUGUUACAUCCAUCCUAAUAACCGCCGGAACUAAUUUAGUAAUUAGGAACACUGUGGCGGGAUGAGAUAAGCUUAUGAAAGCUCAUCCUUACUUUAUGCUAGUAACGUUUGCAUUUUUCGUUCGGUUUCGUUUUGUCCACAAAAGUGACGACGGGGCGUUCAAUAUGUCGAAGCGAAGAAGCACAGCUGUUAGUGAAAACCCAAACAAACGGCUCCGACCUGCGGCAAAUGAUGAAGAUGAGGAGGACGAGGAGGAACGGCGUGUAACUGAAAGUGACCAGGAAGAUCAUCUUCUGAGUAAACGGUUUCAGUGUUCUGGUGAUGCAGGAAUAGUAGAAAGCAUCACUCUGAAGAACUUCAUGUGUCACUCACUCCUUGGACCAUUUGCAUUCGGUUCCAAUGUCAACUUUGUUGUUGGUAAUAAUGGAAGUGGAAAAAGCGCCAUUCUGACAGCUCUGAUAGUUGCCUUAGGGGGGAAUGCUCAAGCUACAAAUAGAGGAUCAUCCUUGAAGGGUUUUGUCAAAGAAGGAGAAAGUUCUGCCGACGUAUCAAUCACCCUGCGUAACAAAGGAAGAGAUGCUUACAAGCUUGAGGUGUAUGGUCCAGCCAUCACCAUAGACCUGAGAAUAACACGAGAAGGGCUGAGAACCUAUAAACUGAGAAAUAAAUCAGGUCAGAUCAUCUCGACUAAAAAAGAAGAGCUUGUUUCCAUUUUGGACAAUUUCAACAUUCAGGUUAACAAUCCUGUAUCAGUUCUCACACAGGAGAUGAGCAAAUACUUCCUGCACUCGAAAGGAGAAGGAGACAAGUAUAAGUUUUUUAUGAAGGCUACCCAACUGGAACAGAUGAGGGAAGACUUUAUUUACAUUAAAGCCACCAAGCAAGUCACAGAGGAUAAGGUCGAGCAACACGGAGGAUGCUUGAAAGACUUGAAGUGUAAAUACCUUGAAAAAGAAGACCGGUACAAGAGCUUAGCUUCACUUGGUGAAAUGCACACUAAACUGGAAGAAUUGCAGAAACAGAUGGCUUGGGCCUUGGUGGCUGAAAUGGAGAGGGAGCUGGAACCAGUAAAGGAGAAGUUGGAGGCAGACAGACGUUCCACAGAGAAAUAUGAUGAGAAGGUUGAUGAAUGGAAGGAUAAGGUCAGGCAAGCUGAGAAGAGGUACAAGCAGAUCCAGGAACAGCUGGAGGGAAUCACUCAGCAAGUCCAGGAGCUGCAGCCUAAAUGUGCUGAACUUAAGACCGAGGCCCAGAAACAUAACAGCCUUCUCAAGUCAUGUGAGCUCAUUGUCCAUAGGUGCAGAACUAAUCUCAGGGACCUGGAAAAGGACAAAGCUCAGCUGUCUUCACGUAUAAAGGAUCUGACUCACAGCAUCAGUCAGACAACAGGAGCAGAGAGCCAGGCGAGGGCAGACCGUAUGAAGCAGAUUCAGACUGAACUGGAAAACCUGGAUCUUCAGAUUCCCACUCUGGGUCAGCAGAUUCACCAGUUUCAACACGCCAACAGCCGUGUCAAAGAAGAGCAAGGAAAGAUGAAAAGAGAGCAUGAUGGGCUCAAGAAAUCCAUCGAAGCAAACAAAAGGAAACUGCAGACGAUGGAGAGCAGUCGCUCUAAUCGACUUCGGCGUUUUGGAGAACAAAUGCCUGCAUUGCUCAAUGCCAUUGAAGAAGCAUACAGAAAAGGCUACUUCAAGCACAAACCUCGAGGACCUCUGGGUUACCUUAUUGGUCUGAAGGACCCAGAGCUGGCCCUGGCUGUAGAAGUAUGUCUUAAAUACCUAGUUGUGGCCUUCACAUGUGACAACUAUGAGGAUGAAAAGGUGCUAAAGAGCCUCAUGGCCAAAAUGUACCCAGCUGGUAAAAGGCCAACCAUCAUUACCAGCCAAUUCCUCCAACAUGUCCAUGAUACAAGAAAAAGGGGUGUGAAUCAUCCCCAGUACCCCUCUGUACUUCAAUCUCUGGAAAUUGAAGACCCUGUUGUUGCCAACUGCCUUAUUGAUCAAAGAAACAUUGAGAGCAUUCUGCUUAUUAAGAAUCGCGCAGAGGCUCGAAGAGUAAUGCAGGGCAAAAAUCCUCCAGCUAACUGCAUCCAGGCCUUCUCUGUGGAUGGUGAUCAGAUCUACACUAACCGUAAUUACUCCUCUGAUCAAACCAGACCAAACUACCUUUCAGGGGAUGUUGAAGAAGAAAUCAGGCAUUUACAGAGAGAACUGGAAAACCAGCAAGGUCAGGAAGCUCGUUUUCAGCAACAAAUGAGAAAGUUGGAUGAAGACAUCAGGCAGAACGAGGGACUUCUAAGAAGAGUGCUCAUGGAGCAAAAGACCACUAAAGAUAAGGCCACAAAGCUGCAGCUUGAGCUGACAGACCUAAAGAACGUGGAAGAGCCUCAGUCAGAGGACCUCAAGCCGCUGGAAGAAGAUCUUCAGGAGAUUGUUGCAAAGAUCUCAUCUAAGCGUGCAGAGUACGAGGAAGCUAAAACCAAAAUGGCCAACCUGAAGGCAGAUUAUGAAAAGGCAGAUCAGGAAUACAAGCAGCACAAAGAGAGCAUAAGCACCAUCACUGAGGAGGCUGAUUCAGUCAAGGACGAGCUCAGUAAAACUGACCAGGAGGUGAUGAAGUGCAAGCAUCACAAGAAACACUAUGACAACAAACGCAGUGCCCAUCUCCAAAACAUCCAGAACCUUGAAGCUCAACUUAAAAGCAAGGAGAUGAACCUUGCGGCAUCUGUUGCUAAGGCCUCUGAGAUUUGUCCAGAACGCCUCGAAGUCCGUCGAACUGCCAAAAGCAUUGACAGUGAAAUUAACCGGCUCAAAGUCAAGAUCUCAACUCAGCAGGAACAACAAGGGGACCGCGAGGAGAUUGUGAGGCAAUACCAUGAGGCUUUAGAGAACUACAGGAACAUGUCUCAGCAAAUGAGGAGCCUGAACAACUUCAUCAGAAGCCUGGAUAAUGUCAUGACCUACAGACUCCAGGUUUAUGCUGAUCUCAGAAAGUUCCUCUCAGCCCGUUGUAAAUACUACUUUAAUAGUAUGCUUGCUCAGAGAGGCUAUAGUGGAAGUAUGACGUUUGACCACAAAAAUGAGACCCUGACCAUCUCGGUGCAGCCAGGCCAAGGAAACAAAGCUGAUUUGAGUGACAUGCGUUCUCUGUCUGGAGGCGAGCGCUCCUUCUCCACUGUUUGUUUUGUUCUCUCUCUCUGGGCCAUCACAGAGUCGCCUUUUCGCUGCCUUGAUGAGUUUGAUGUUUACAUGGACAUGGUGAACAGGAGGAUAUCGAUGGACAUGAUGCUGAAGGUAGCUGCCAGUCAGCGCUACAGACAGUUCAUUUUCCUCACCCCUCAGAACAUGAGUUCUCUUCCGAUAAGCAAAACCAUCCGGAUCCUUCGUCUCAAAGAUCCUGACCGGGGGCAAAACAACUCGCAAAGAAGUCAUGACAAAGACUAAUAGUGCACUCAGAGUACUCAGAAAGUGGACCUCAGGUCUUAUGGUUUAAUUUAGGUUAUCAGUCAUUGUUUUUCAGUUUAAAGAAAGUGUGUUCAAUUUGUAAAAUAUAAAAAGCUACAUUGAACUGUAAAUAAAAUGCAGGCACUAAAGAAUUAAAUUUUUCCUAAGUAUGGCUUAUCAAGCAGAAUCCCAAUGACUUGAAAAUGUUUAUGCAUCUGGUAGCAAUAUUCCUAUUCAAUGUUAGGGUAGUGUUCAAUGCAACGCCUUGAACCAGAACAAGUUACAGGUCCAGUUUCUGCGACAUAGCGGCAUCUAGGGGUACAAUUUAUACCUGAGUACCACAUCCCUGGAUUUAUUGUCGAACCAAAAUGUUAAUUGCUUGUUCUAAAGUAAAGUUUUUUUAUUGUUUUUAUAUAAAAAUGUUCUUACAGUUCUACUCUAUCCUUCCUGUGCAAAGUCUGCAGUUUGGGGUUUAUAUUAGACUCAUGGAGGUUUGUUUUUUUCCAACUUUACACACAGACCUAAAAUGUUUUGUGUAAAAACUAUUUUGUAAAGGAUUGUUUGAUAUAAACUUUGUUAAAUUAGUUUAAAAUGUAUACAAUGUUUGCACCAUCUUUUUUACUUUAAUUGUUAAACAAUUUAGUUUGGAAUGAAAAUUAUUUGAAAGGUUAAAUCUGCUAAUAUUGGUAUUACAUUUGUCAUUAUUGAAAGACAUUUUUGGUGAAUUUUGAAUCUGGCAAAGUGACUCAAAUGUCUCCAGGUUUAGAAUAGGUCUGAAAUUGUUUUUGACCUUAACAAUUUUCUAGAUUUUGCUACAAAGAAAAGUAACUACAAUUUUUAGAUUUCUGUACUUAACAAUUUUGAUUUAGUUUUUUUUUUUCUUAUUUUACUGUGAACUACACUCUGCUCAAGUACCGUUCUCUUACAGCUGCCGUUAAAAGCUACUUUUCAACUGAGUGUUUCACAAUAAUAAGCUUUUAUAUAUUAUAGCAUGUAGCAGAAAUGUAAACUGCUAGCUUCGAAACAGUUUGCCAUUAAUUGUUAAAAAAUGUUGGUAACAUUUCAGAUUUCUUUAAACUGUAAACAAUCUCACAUAUUCCUAAUAUUUUCUUCAGAAUCUCAUUUCUUUUCAGUGAAUGUAUAAUUUAUCAAGUUAAUUAUUAUUGAAGUUACAAAACAAAGUUUGAAAACCAUU